Molecule: messenger RNA, 337 nt
Organism: Lecanosticta acicola
Lineage: Eukaryota; Fungi; Ascomycota; Dothideomycetes; Mycosphaerellales; Mycosphaerellaceae
Source: the annotation of a GenBank genome assembly
AUGCAAAACAUCCGCGCCAAGAUCAAGAGGACGCUCUCCCUGCAUGACAAGAACCGUACAUCCACUCCCAUCCACAUCCAUCCCAUUCCCCCCAUCCAUACAAUACUAACCAACAUUUCUCAAAGCCAACCUCGACGAACACCACGAACCCGAAGACAUUGACGAAGAGACGACGGGCCACCUGCACCGACAGAUAGAGAAAGCCGAAGCGGACGGCCACGACCAGGGCAAGCCGGGCAGUUUUCUGAAUAAGUUGAUUACGCACGGGAAUAAGAAGACGGAAGAGCAGAUUGCCCGGGAGAAUGCGAAGCCGCAGGGGUCGAGGGGUUCGUCGUGA